This is a messenger RNA of Ostrea edulis (European flat oyster), 1307 nucleotides long. Its product is annotated as ankyrin repeat domain-containing protein 50-like. The coding region runs from base 18 to 1139 and encodes 373 amino acids. The transcript has 2 exons. Gene Ontology annotation, molecular function: protein binding. The record is from RefSeq and is a predicted model, not a curated record. Lineage: Eukaryota; Metazoa; Mollusca; Bivalvia; Ostreida; Ostreidae.
AUUUCCAUCAGCCAGUAAUGAAAUGUUAUUAUUUUCUAGUUUUUGAAUUAACCAACGAAACAGGAAAUAAAACGGCAGAAAAUAGCAAUUCUCCUGCAGGAAAUGGAGGACAAACGGAGUCUUUACAAACAGAGCCUGAUAACACACGUAGUAAUAAAAAUGGAAAAAAUAAGCCUAAUGCAUUACAUGAAGCCUGCAACAAUGCAAAACUUGAAAUUUUUAAGCAUUGUAUCCAAACAUACCCUGACCUUCUACACAAUGUUGAUAAUGAUGGAUGGAAUGCUGCUCUAUACGCCGCUCGGGGAGGAAACGUUAAAAUUCUACAAUUACUGACAAAUAAUGAAGUAGACGUCAAACAUAAAAACAAUGAUGGCUGGAACAUUCUUCAUGUGGCUUGUGUAAACUCUAACGUAGAGAUGAGUCGUUCUAUCAUCCAAACAUACCCUGACCUUCUACAGAAUGUAGAUAAUGAUGGAUGGAAUGCUGCUCUACACGCCGCUCGGGGAGGAAACGUUAAAAUUCUACAACUACUGGCAAACAAUGAAGUAGACGUCAAACAUAAAAACAAUGAUGGCUGGAACAUUCUUCACGUGGCUUAUGUAAUGUCUAACCUAGAAAUGAGCCGUUAUAUCAUCCAAACAUACCCUGACCUUCUACACAAUGUAGAUAAUGCUGGAUGGAAUGCUGCUCUACACACCGCUCGAGGAGGAAACGUUAAAAUUCUACAACUACUGGCAAACAAUGAAGUAGACGUCAAACAUAAAGACAAUAAUGGCUGGAACAUUCUGAACGUGGCUUGUGUAAACUCUAACUUAAAGAUGAGUCGCUAUAUCAUCCAAACAUACCCUGAAUUUCUACACAAUGUUGAUAAUUAUGGAUGGAAUGCUGCUCUACACGCUGCGAAAGGAGGAAAUGUCAAAAUUCUACAACUACUGGCAAACAAUGAAGUAGACGUCAAACAUAAAGACAAUGAUGGCUGGAACAUUCUUCACGUGGCUUGUGUAAACUCUAACUUAGAGAUGAGUCGUUAUAUUAUCCAAACAUACCCUGACCUUCUACACAAUGUUGAUAAUGAUGGAUGGAAUUCUGCUCUACACGCUGCUCGAGAGGAAAUGUUAAGAUUCUACAACUACUGUUAGAUAAUGAAGUAGACGUCAAACAUAAAACAAAUGAUGACUUUAACAUUCUUCACGUGGCUUGCGUAGAGUCUAACCUAAAAAUGAACCGUUAUAUCAUCCAAACAUACCCUGACCUUCUACACAAUGUUGAUAAUGCUGGAUGGAAUGCUGCUCUACACGCCGCUCGAG